AAUUAUUUCUGCUGGUAGCUUUAAGAAAGGUUUUUCCCCCUAUACGCUUAUUAUUAUGGUAUUUUAAAAUGAUUAUAUGGGAAUAUUGGGUAUUAUAAUUAGUAAUCUUUAAUAUGAGAACUCCCCACCUUUUCCCUGUCCACACUCCACAAUGGAUCUGAACCCCUGAGGAGCCUUGGGAUUUAUUUCAAAGUUCACCAGUUUUAUCUGUUGGCAUAAUCUUGCAGGAGAAUGAAAGUAAUGCCCUGGAAGGAGCUGCCACCCACAGCUGGAAGGGAAAAACUGCCAGGGAAAAGUCGGGAAGAGGAGGCAGAGCUGGAGGAGCUGCACCUGCACCACAACUGAGCAGAAGUUCUCAGACUUCCUCACUUUGCUCCAAGCCCUUGAAAUAGGAGAAGAUGCUCCAGCACCUGUGGAACAGAUUCUGAGGGGCACCAGCAGAUCCCGACCAUGGCACCGGUUCCGGUCAGUGCCUUGUACAUGAGACCCUUGAAAUGGAUUUUCCUGUUGCUGCUGGUGUUUUCCCUGAUAACCAUGUGGUACAUCACCUCCUCCUCCAACGCUGGCCUGGAGAGCAUCAACCUGCUCUACUUCUACGAGUACGAGCCCGUGUACCGGCAGCAGCGCCCGUUCUCGCUGCGCGAGCGCCCCAAGUGCGCCGACGUCGACCCCUUCCUGGUCAUCCUGGUGGCUUCCAGCCCCAGGGACGUGAAAGCCAGGCAGGCCAUCAGGAUCACCUGGGGCUCCCGGGAUUCCUGGUGGGGCCAGCGCGUCCUGACCCUGUUCCUGCUGGGACGGGACACGCAGAGGGAGGACGGGGCGGCGGCGCUGUCGGUGGAGGACGAGAGCAUCCUCUACGGGGACAUCAUCCGCCAGGAUUUCACGGACACUUACGACAACCUCACCCUGAAGACCAUCAUGGCAUUCCAGUGGCUCUCCGAGUUCUGCUCCAACGCCAGGUUCUUCAUGAAGACCGACACCGAUGUCUUCAUCAACACUCCCAACCUGGUGAAGCUCCUGCUGCAGCUGAAUUCCUCGGAGAACGUCUUCACCGGGUAUCCCCUCAUCGACAACUUCGCCUACAGAGGCCUGGACAGAAGGAGGUACAUCUCCUAUCAGGAAUAUCCCUUCAGGCUGUAUCCUCCCUACUGCAGCGGGCUGGGAUACAUACUGGAUGGAAAACUGGCUCUGAGGACCUACGAGCUGAUGGGCCACGUCAAACCUCUGAAAUUUGAGGAUGUUUAUGUGGGAAUUUGCUUAAAUAUACUCAAAGUCAACGUCACUGUUCCAGAGGAUGCAGAACAGUUCUUUCUCUAUAAAAUCAGCUUUGAUAUCUGUAAGUACAGACAUUUGAUUGCAGUUCAUGGCCUCACAUCAAAUGAACUGGUCCAGUUUUGGCAGGAUUUGUCAUCUGACACUUCAAAAACUUGCCUUUGAUUGUGGAUUUAUUUAGAAACUUCUGUUUGGUGCGAGAGUGGCCUCUAGAGACGACUCUGACUGCUGGGGCAGCGUUUCUCGAGGGCAUUCCAAUGCUCUUCAGGAAAAACAGGGAUUCACAGAGCACUUUUCCAUGUGUGUACCCCACACCCAGAGGUUCCUUGGAACCCCCUGCCUCUGCUGCCUUUCCAUGUGCUCAGAGCAACCCUGGGAUUUCCCCCUGAAUCUUCUGGAAUGUACAAAACACCACCGAGGGAAGGUGUUUAUGCCAAGAAAGCAGCUUUGAUUUGAAAUUCCUGCCUGGAUUGUUUUUGUUGUUUUAUUGCCACUCUCCAUUAUUUGUUCUCUGCCCAGCACAAAAUUGAACCCAACCCAAGGUUUUUUUUUUGCCUGUGUAAUCCUCCUGAGAGUGUCACACCUUGGCAUUUAAAUGUGUCACCUCCACAACGCUUCCAGGAGUGUUCCCAGCCUGGGGAUCCUGUGGGAUCUGCAGGAGCUGAUGAGAAAUGCUGGAAAUGUGGUGCAAUUUGUGUGUCCACGUUCACUGGAAUGGCUUUGGUGUCUCUGCUGGUGUUCCCAGAUCAGGCAGAUGGAGCUCACGAGCAAUUUGGACAUCCCAAAAACAUUUGGAUCAUCAAUCCCCCCACCCCUGUGUGUGUGUGUGAUGCAUCCCAGGAGUUCUGGAACCCUGUGGGGAAGAUGAAGAAUCAUUUCUGUUGUGAUUUAUGUCUGUUUCUAAAUGAGUGGUUUUGUUCCAAUUUUAAAAUUAACAAAGGCAGGAAUUCCCCCACCUCUACUUUUAAAAAAGACCAGCUCCGCCCUGUGUGUAAAGACCGGUUUUUAAUCACUUUAUUCAUAUCAGCAAGGCCCAGUUUUCAGUAGUUUACACUUCUAAUGGACAACGAUACAGAAUUUGCAAUUGCAUGAACAUAAUUAACCUGGACACAUCCACUACACGGGGGAGGGACUGCGGAGACGUCCUGGCCGCGCUCCCGUUGGGCUGGCACAACCCCAGGGCCCCGUGGUGGCUUGGGGACAGAGCCCAGGGGCUGGGACAGAGCCCAGGGACAGGGACAGAGCCCGGGGGCUGGGACAGAGCCCAGGAACUUGGCUGAGGCUCCCCUGUGCCCCCAGCACGCCGGGCUCCACGGGCAGCGCCGGCUUUCGCUCCGCUCCACACCUGGCCUGGGCGUGCGAUCUGAGGAUGGGCUUGUGUUCUUUAGGGAUCAAAAGGUCUUGGGGACAACACUC
This is a messenger RNA of Cyanistes caeruleus (blue tit), 2688 nucleotides long. The record is from RefSeq and is a predicted model, not a curated record. Lineage: Eukaryota; Metazoa; Chordata; Aves; Passeriformes; Paridae.